AUGGAAGAAGGUAUUGUCAAGGCGUGGGCUCAGUUAAAGCUGACUGAGGAGGAACAAUCGGCUGUUAAUCUCGAAGAUGUGGUUGAUGAGAUCAUUGAGGAAAAAGCUGAGUUGUGUGUGGUGGGAAAACUCUUGACCAAGAAACCUUACAACUUGAAUCACAUGCGGAAUUCCCUUGCUAGUGCUUGGCGUUUGGCUAAGGGUUUUAACCUCAGAGAUGUGGGUGAUAAUCUUUUUGUUUGUGAAUUUCUAUCCAAAGUUGAUAAGGUGAGAAUAUUGCGUGAAGGACCGUGGCACUUUGAUAAACAAAUCAUACUGUUCGAACCCCUCAAUGGGAAUAUGCAACCAAACAAUAUGUUGAUUGUUGAAUGCCCAGUUUGGGUCCGUAUAUAUGAUCUACCCCUUAAUUGUAGAGGGAAGGCAGCGGUGGGCAAAAUUGGUGGUAAGAUUGGCAGGAUAAUGGGAAGGGAUGAAGAGGAGGGUAAAGUAUGGAAUCGCUACAGUAGAAUACGAGUGGCAAUUGAUACCACAAAACCUUUGAUGAGAGGAAUGAGUGUCAUUAAUCCGCUGGGUGAACGUUGCUGGAUUGGUUUUAAGUACGAACGAAUCCAGAAUUUUUGUUAUUGGUGUGGGAUGCUUGAUCAUAUGGAGGUGGAAUGUGAGGAUAAACUGGAGCAAAAAAAAAUUUCAGAAUGGCCGUAUGGUCCGGUUUAA
Messenger RNA from Mercurialis annua (annual mercury), 714 nucleotides. RefSeq lists its product as uncharacterized. The coding region runs from base 1 to 714 and encodes 237 amino acids. NCBI's taxonomy places the organism in Eukaryota, Viridiplantae, Streptophyta, Magnoliopsida, Malpighiales, Euphorbiaceae. The record is from RefSeq and is a predicted model, not a curated record. The transcript has a single exon.